AUGUGCAUCAUCACAGGAGCCUCGAAGGGAUUCGGACGGGCACUUGCACACCUUGUGUUAAACUAUCUCAAGACGGGCUCCGUGCUGCUGCUGGUGGCUCGCUCCAGGCCUUUGCUCCAGCAACUGAAGGAGGAACUGCUGCAAAAUCUCAAGGACAUGCAGGAAAUUACUAUUUUCUGUACGGUAGCAGAUCUGAGUACCAAAGAGGGCGUCGAGGACACCGUGGCCAUGGCAAGACAGCAGAGUCUCAAAGAAAUAGACCACGUGCUUCUUAUCAAUAACGCUGGAAAUAAAGCCCCAAUUGAAUACGGACUACGACGUCUCUUUCAUCGUCUGUUUUUCACUGUCAAUGUUAAAGUUGCAGGAGCGAGAGCCUCAUUGGGUGACAUCUCCCCUUUUGAGAAUUUCACCGAGCUCGAGCGGGUCAAUUCCUACCUGGCCUUCAACGUUAGCUCCGUGUUGGCGCUGACUGCGGGAAUGUUGCAGGCCUUUCCGCCGCGAGCUGGAUUGCAAUGGAGCGUGGUCAACUGCUCCUCAAUGUUUGCAGUGCAGGCGCUGCCCUCGUGGGUUCUCUACUGCACUGCCAAAGCGGCCAGGGACAUGAUGUUCAGGGUGCUGGCAGUCGAGAAUCCGAAUGUCAAAGUGCUCAGCUACGCGCCGGGGCCAAUGGACACACAGAUGCAGGAGGAUAUUCGGAGGCUAACGGGCAUCCAGUAUCAUCUGCACCCAUGCCGUGAUUCUGCAGCCAAGCUAAUGAGGCUUCUUUUAGACAAUGACUUUGUCACAGCCUGUCACGUUGACUUCUUUGAUUUGUGAUCUCGACAGCAUGCAUAUUCUAACAUUGGGUAAGAGUAAGUAAGCAGGCGUAGUUUUUCAGCUGAAUUUAAUACAUAUAGUACCUGGACUACUGGCAUGUUUUGGUUGACUUCUGAAUUGCUAAACACAAAGUAUGGUGGCUCUCAAGGAUCAGAAAGGCCCAAUACUGGACUGUACAUAAAGAAUGAGAACAUCUGGUCUGAUUUUAACACAAGCAAUCCACGCUUCGCAUGCUUGCUAAUGUAACAAUGAUCAAGUUUUCCAGACCGGCCAUUCCAUUAAGACAAAGAAGACUCCUUUAUAGAAUCUUUUUCCAACAGGACCGGGAAUGACCAAGCCCCACUUUGGAGACUCACAUUUCAGAGGACCAAAAACUUUGUACUCUUGACCGCUGACUGCAAGACUCAAAUGAAGGUGAAAUUCCCGCAGCUCAUCAACAUGUGCAGACUUUAGCCGAUUGUGUACGAUGUGUUGCUUCAAACUGGGUUUAAAUGGAUAAGUUCGCCACAUGAGUCCCACGUUUGUCCUUUUAGAAAGUUAACACCAGCUCGUGCAAAGAUUGUUAAUUUUUUGUUGUUUUUUCCCUUUCAUUUUAUUUAUCCUAUUAUCAUUCUUUGCUACUCCUUUUCACAGUAGUUAGUUUCCUUGUGAUGUACCUCUUUCAACUCCCAUGUUGAUUUACAGAAUAAACGCCAUCAUCAAACUUGAA
This is a messenger RNA of Hippocampus comes (tiger tail seahorse), 1525 nucleotides long. RefSeq names its product sepiapterin reductase b (gene sprb). Gene Ontology annotation, molecular function: sepiapterin reductase (NADP+) activity. Lineage: Eukaryota; Metazoa; Chordata; Actinopteri; Syngnathiformes; Syngnathidae. The coding region runs from base 1 to 816 and encodes 271 amino acids. Gene Ontology annotation, biological process: tetrahydrobiopterin biosynthetic process. The transcript has 5 exons. The record is from RefSeq and is a predicted model, not a curated record.